Molecule: messenger RNA, 2854 nt
Organism: Cajanus cajan (pigeon pea)
Lineage: Eukaryota; Viridiplantae; Streptophyta; Magnoliopsida; Fabales; Fabaceae
Product: BEL1-like homeodomain protein 9
Biological process (GO): regulation of DNA-templated transcription
Molecular function (GO): DNA binding
Source: RefSeq, a predicted model, not a curated record
AUUACAAUUAUACAUACAUACUUCAGUUGUUACCGGGAAUAGCCGGUGGCCAUACGGUUUCUGGAAACCCUAUAGCUCUUCGUCUUUCAAGUCUUUGCACUUUGUUCCUUGUUUUGAUGGGAGAAGAAAGAAUCUGUGUUGUUCACUCUGAGCCACAUCACUGUAGCGAGAGAGAAACAAAGAAAGAACCAAAGAAGGAAUUUGAGUGUGCGUGCUGCGAAACCAAAACCCAAAAAGCCACACAAAACCCAUACCUCAAUUCCCAUUCAUUAAAAUCUCACUUCACGUAUCUAACUCACUAUAUGGAUACACAUAGAUAGAACAAACUCAACCACUUUCUCUCUCUCUCUCUUUUUCUUUAUCAUGCUUCUUCAGAAUAACAUCACCAUAACUACUACACAUACCCUUUCCUCCCGUUAACUCCUUUUCUCUCUAACUUGUGUUGAAGAGCUUCGUUUUCAGCUUUUGUGUUUUUGUUUGCUUGGUCUUUUGCUAUGGCCGAGGGUUUUGAGGCUUACCAUGUGCCACAACAAAGCAGAAGAGAUAAGCUAAGAGUUGUGGCGACGCAGAACCAACAUGGUCUCGUUGAGCCCUCGACUUUGCUUCCUUUGUACGACCCUUCUUCGUUCAUAUCUUCUGAUUUGUUAACGAGUUUCCACAACAACCAGAAACACAACCUGGGUUGUGGUGUGAAGGAAGAACGUUCGAAUUUGAUGAUGGGUUUUGCAGCAGGAGGAGGAGGAGUCAUGAACAAUGGCUCUUCUUCUUCCUCGUGCUGCUCCUCUAACUCCUCUUCGGUUUCUUACUUGGAUCCUGAAUCGUCUUUACCUUUGAACCAAGCUACAAUUCAGGUUAUUAACAACAACAACAAUAACAGCAGCAGCAACAACAUGUUUCUCUACCAAGCACAGAACCUGAGAGAGUUCGAUCAGGGUUAUAAUAAUAAUAAUACUAAUAAUAGUGAGAUCAUGGUGUUUAAGCCUGAGCCUUUGUCUUUGUCUCUCUCAUCGCACAACAACAACAGUGUGAAUCUUCAGCGAUAUGGAUCUGUGGUUUAUGGUGAAAAGGUUGGUGGGGUUGGUGGUGGUGGUGGAUGUGUGGUUUAUGGUGGUUCUGGGUUGAGUGAAGUUUCGAGGGGCACAGUGCCAAUGGGGCCAUUUACCGGCUAUGCUUCUAUAUUGAAGGGAUCGAGGUUCUUGAAGCCUGCGCAGCAAUUAUUGGAAGAGUUAUGUGAUGUUGGUGGAGUUUGUGCUGAGAAGAUGGUGGCUGAUGCAUCGUUGAUGGAGCCUAUUCCUCCUCCUGAGAGUUCAAGUGAAGAUCCACUAGGGGAUCAUGGGGGUGAUCAGGGUCGCAAAAAGUCAAGGCUGUUAACUAUGCUUGAUGAGGUUUACAGGAGGUACAGGCAAUACUAUCAGCAGAUGCACGCAGUAGUAACAUCAUUUGAGUAUGUUUCUGGCCUCAGCAAUGCAGCUCCCUAUGCAAGUUUGGCUAUAAAAGCCAUGUCCAAACAUUUUAGAUGCUUGAAGAAUGCAAUUACUGACCAGCUUCAGUUUGCCAAUAAAGCUCAUUUUCACAUCAGCAACAGGAAGGAUGAAUCUCCAAGGUUUGGCAACAGUGAUAGAGGCCCUUACAGUCAAAGGCCAGGGUUUCUUGAGCACCAACCUGUCUGGCGGCCUCAAAGAGGACUCCCCGAGCGUGCUGUCACUGUUCUUCGAGCAUGGUUGUUUGAGCACUUUCUGCACCCUUAUCCCACUGAUACUGACAAGCUAAUGUUGGCUAAACAAACUGGUCUAUCUCGUAGCCAGGUGUCUAAUUGGUUCAUUAAUGCAAGAGUAAGGCUCUGGAAACCAAUGGUGGAAGAAAUACACAUGCUAGAAACACGUCAAGCUCAAAAGAAUCCACAAAAAGAAGAGCAUUGCAGGAACAAGUCAAGUGAUCAUUUGCCUUCUGAUAACUCCAUUGUUUCUGAGAAUCCAUCAUCCUCCACAGAUAAAUUUCAGGAAGCUCCUUACAAGCGCGCAAUAAACGAAGUUCCUAACAUUCCAGUUAGGACUCAGGAACAACUGAACCUUCCCUGCACAAGCAAUCAGGCAGGAGGGGGUGUUGGAGUGAGCAUGGGUGGUGGCAGUGCAAGCAACAGUGUGUCACUGACACUAGGCCUUUACCAAAAUCAUGGUAUUGGUUUGGCUGAACCUUUCCCUUUGAAUGCAGCUCAGCGUUUCGGUGUUGGUCUAGAAACCAACAAUGAAGGUUAUGUUAUGAGUGGUUAUGAGUCACAAAAUAGGCAUUUUGGAAGAGAUCUCAUUGGAGGACAACUGUUGCAUGACUUUGUGGGCUGAAGCUCUUCAAUAAUAUAACUUGCAUGGAGUUUUAAUAUGAUUGGGGUGAUAUAUACUAACAAUGUUUCUGUUGUGCCUUCAUGAAUUAUCUAGAGUUAGAAGAGGGAUUCGAAUAUUGCACUAUAUGGUGAUACUGGCAGUGAUGAAUGAACCUUCCAGUUAUGGGGAUUAACUGGUGUUUUUAUUGAGCUCACUUGUAUGAAGGUUGUAAAAUUAUUGUGUAAAUUCAUUUGAGGGUUGAGGGGGUGGGGAUUGAUAUUGUGUCAUAGGCUGAUCCAAUUCAUCCUUGUGUUGUUGACCUUAAAUGCUUGGAGUAAAUCCAAAUAUUCUGGCUGUUUCACCUGUUUGUAUGUUAUUUUUAUUUAUAUUUUAUACUGUUGUCAUCCAAACCAGGUAAAUGGAUUUAAAUUUGUAAUAUUUGAAAUCUUGUACAACAUGAUUGUACAAGUCAUGAUGUUAGUUACUAUCUUGGGGUCUUCAUAAUGCAAAUGUAGACCCUAUAUAUAUGGGAACUU